Molecule: messenger RNA, 2476 nt
Organism: Lampris incognitus (smalleye Pacific opah)
Lineage: Eukaryota; Metazoa; Chordata; Actinopteri; Lampriformes; Lampridae
Gene: pkdccb
Product: protein kinase domain containing, cytoplasmic b
Exons: 7
Coding region: 53-1555 (500 amino acids)
Biological process (GO): protein phosphorylation
Molecular function (GO): ATP binding; non-membrane spanning protein tyrosine kinase activity
Source: RefSeq, a predicted model, not a curated record
GGCGCUGCCGCCUGCGUGUCCGCGCCUCUCUCCGCCAGCCGCCGGCUCAGACAUGCCCCUGAUGGGCAACCCGCUAUGUGCGGCCGCGCUCCUGGCUUUCGUGGUUAUUUCCGUGCUGGUGUCGCUGCUGAUUGGUAGUUUGCAGCAUGGCUCUAAAGCCAAGUCGGGAUACGUCUCCAAUGGGACUCUUGGCGAGGAGUUUGCUCCGCGACACGGUGAGCUGAUUUAUCAGCUCAACGAGAGACGCAAAGAAAUCAUGCCGCUGCUCGCAACCGCCGGCCAGGGAAGCAGGGGACAGCCGUCGGCGUCUUCGCUUUUCCCGCAGCAGUACCAGCCACCAGCGGCAGACUCGGAUCUCGGCCCGAGGAGCGAGCUUACGGAUGGGUCCGGACUAACGGGCGUGGACGAGAUGGGCUGUGAUUCGCUGGUGGACGUGCGGGCGGUGGACAUCCUCGGGUCUGGAUAUACGAAGCUGGUUGUCAGGGUGUUUCUAAGCGAGGAUCAGCCCGCGGCGUUGAAGUUCGUGAACGAGCAGGGCAGCGACAUGGAGAAGUGCCUGCAGGAAUUCGAAGACCCCCGUGGCUGCUACGAGCUCGUCUCGUAUAAACUGAAGAAGGAAAUUGUCCUGUUGCAGAGGUUGCAGCAUCCAAACAUCAUAAAGCUGAGAGGUCACUGUAUGGAGGAUGCAGGAGGAGGGGAAGAAGAAGGAGAAGGAGAAAGAGGUGGAGGGAGAGUCACGGCCAUCCUGGAGCAGGGGCAUCCACUCCAGAUGAUUCAGCUGCUGCAGAGCCCCUGGGAGGAGAGAUUUAAGGUGUGUCUGGAUCUAGUCAGGCUCCUGCACUUCCUCUCCCGCUCCCCCUUGGGCUCCGUGGCUCUUUUGGACUUCCAGCCGCGGCAGUUUGUGACGGUGUCCGGGGAGCUGAAGCUGACAGACCUGGACGACGCCACCGUGGAGGAGCCGGCCUGUCAGACAGAUGCAGACUGCACGCUGCAGUUUCCCCACAGACACUUCUCCCUGCCCUGCUCGGCCCGGGGAGUGUGUGAGGGGCUGAACGAGAAAAGAAACCUCUACAACGCCUACAGGUAUUUCUUCACCUACCUGCUGCCUCACCAGGCCCCGCCAGGCCUCACACACCUGGUAGACCACAUCAUGAACUCCACAGGGGAGCUAAGAGCUGACAUCAACCAGACCCUGGAGGCCUUUGAACACAUCCUCCUCCUCUAUAAGUCUGGUCUGCACCUGGACAACCUGCCUCCAUCAAUACUCAAAGAUUACACAGUGAUGCAUGGCAUGAGGACCUCUGGUAGUGUGGAGUACAGAUGCUGGCUGUCUUAUACCCACCAGGGAUGUGUGUUGUCUGUCCACAACGCCACAGAGGCAGCGUCCAUUUGUAACUCUCAUUCUCAGUGUACCACCUUCUGCCUCACCGGUGAGAGGACGUGGUCAGGACGCCACCUGGCCUCCUUCUACAGCGGCUUCAGCAGUCUCGUGCCUGAUGGGAUGUCCGAGGUGUAUCUGAGGAAAGCCAGCCCCCCUGAGACGGCUACUGUGUGAUGUGCGAGGAACAAACACGGGGGAGAGGGAGGUGAAGCGGAGCAAAACGUUGCACGGGAAUUCCUCAUGGUGAUAUGCUUCAUAACAACACCGUGUCACUAUGGCAGGACGCCGACUCUCCUCCUCGCGGUAUUUCGCUGCGGGAACAUACCGAACACGGUCAGGGGCCCGGGACUGUGCAGUGAUACGGCUGAGGUCGGGACAGGGAGGGGGGGGGCGUUUGAAAUGAAGCAAGCGAAUAUGAUGUAUUUAUAGAGCUUCUAAACUCUGCGACUGUUUGAUCCGCCUGCCAGCUCGCUGCCUCUGCCAGCAACUAUUUAGAGGUAUUUCCCUUCAGGUACAAUUAGUGGGGUAGGGGGCUUGUUCCCUCUGUGUGUUUCGCCAUGUUGUCUUUAUUUGCCAUGUGUGUUCGGGUUUUUUUUUUCCUUUCUGUGAGACAUGAUGACCCCUGCAGUAGGACUUAAAGCCAAAGGGGUAACAAGAGCAACUCUGAGCCCGCCACAGCUAACUGUUCGGAGCCCAAGGACGAGAAAAGAAAACAAGCCGUUACGAACACACUUUGAUGCUAAUUCGCUGAGGUUAUAGCUGUUUUUACACGGUUCCCUGGCUCUGCUGUCUUGUGGGAUGAGUUGGCAAGAACCACGUAGGCAUUUCUGCAGCAACCAUGAACAAAGAGGAUUUAUUACAUUCCACACCAGUCGGUCCCUAAAUUCUGUGUUAGUUUUAAAUGGUAGUGUUGUUUCCUCUGAUGUAUUUAUAUGCUGAAAUGAAAUGUGAUUUUUUUACAUUGACUGUGUAUUGCACCUUGUGGGUGUAGUUGUUAUUUUCAAUGAAAAGAGGAUUGACUUUAGUGAAAUGUAUCCUGCAUUUGGUACCCUGUACAGUUUAACAGUUUUUGAUCACAUAAAUCUUUUAAUUAUA